Messenger RNA from Limanda limanda (common dab), 3993 nucleotides. It is a transcript of the gene prkar1aa, whose product is annotated as protein kinase, cAMP-dependent, regulatory, type I, alpha (tissue specific extinguisher 1) a. NCBI's taxonomy places the organism in Eukaryota, Metazoa, Chordata, Actinopteri, Pleuronectiformes, Pleuronectidae. The transcript has 11 exons. Gene Ontology annotation, molecular function: cAMP-dependent protein kinase regulator activity. The record is from RefSeq and is a predicted model, not a curated record. The coding region runs from base 66 to 1205 and encodes 379 amino acids. Gene Ontology annotation, biological process: regulation of protein phosphorylation. Gene Ontology annotation, cellular component: cAMP-dependent protein kinase complex.
CUCUUCUGUCAGAAGUCAAAAGUAUCAGGACGUCGCGUUGUUUGUUUCUCGGCCACACGACAAAGAUGGCCUCAAGCAGUACAAGCAGUGAGGAAGAGCAGAGCCUCAGAGAGUGCGAGCAGUAUGUGCAGAAGCACAACAUUCAGCAGCUGCUUAAAGACUGCAUCAUCCAGCUGUGCACGGCACGGCCCGAGCAGCCCAUGGCCUUCCUCAGAGACUACUUUGAAAAACUCGAGAAGGAGGAGGCCAAGCAGUUGGCUUCACAGCAGAAGUCUAGCUCAUGGUCAGACUCCCGUGACGAUGAAGUUUCUCCACCCAUGAACCCUGUGGUGAGGGCUCGGAGCCGGAGAGGAGCCAUCAGUGCUGAGGUGUACACUGAGGAAGACGCAGCCUCCUAUGUCAGAAAGGUCAUCCCAAAAGAUUACAAGAGCAUGGCUUCCCUGUCCAAAGCCAUGGAGAAGAAUGUUCUGUUUGCUCACUUGGACGACACUGAGAGAAGUGACAUCUUCGACGCAAUGUUUUCUAUCAACUACAUUGGUGGAGAAAAAGUGAUCGUACAAGGUGAUGAGGGAGACAACUUCUACGUUAUUGACCAGGGAGAGAUGGACGUAUAUGUGAACAGUGAGUUGGUGACCAGUAUUAGUGAGGGAGGUAGUUUUGGGGAGCUAGCUCUGAUCUACGGGACCCCCCGAGCAGCCACAGUCCAGGCCAAGUCCAAUGUCAAGCUAUGGGCCAUCGACAGAGACAGCUACAGGAGAAUACUGAUGGGGAGCACUUUGAGAAAGCGCAAGAUGUACGAGGAGUUCCUCAGCAAGGUGUCGAUCUUAGAGUCUCUGGAUAAGUGGGAGCGUCUGACGGUGGCUGAUUCCUUGGAGAAGGUGCAGUUUGUGGACGGCCAGAAAAUAGUGGUGCAAGGAGAACCUGGUGAUGAGUUCUUCAUCAUCCUGGAGGGGACGGCAGCGGUGCUUCAGAGACGGUCAGUGGAUGAGGAGUUUGUGGAGGUUGGCAGACUUGGUCCGUCAGAUUACUUUGGUGAGAUCGCCUUGCUGAUGAACCGGCCCCGCGCGGCCACUGUUGUUGCGUGUGGACCCCUCAAGUGUGUGAAACUGGACCGGCCGAGGUUCGAGCGAGUCCUGGGUCCCUGCUCUGACAUCCUGAAGAGAAACAUCGAGCAGUACAACAGCUUCGUUUCACUCUCGGUCUGAUCUCGUCUGAUGCAGGGUCCAUCAGCAAACAUCUGCUACUCUCUCAUAUGUAACCACACCCUCAUGAUCCAUUCUUAUUUAUUGUAUGUUUUUCCUUUGUAAUCAGAAGAUAGACUGCGUUGCUGAAGCUGUAAUCCCAAAACCAAAUAAGUGUGUGCAUACACUUACGUAGAACAUAAAACUGAACUGAAAUAAUGGUGUAAGACUGACUGAGCUCAGAGAUCAGUCACCAGUUGAUCAAAGGUAACUGUGAGCCGAUCAAGACUGGUCAUUUAAAAAUGCUGUCAGUGUAUUUAUAGAACACAUUUUAAAACAGGCUGUAGUGAAAAACAUUCAGACAGUUACAAUGAGAUUAUUCACAUAAAAAUCCGCAAAUAAUCAAUACGAAAUAUGAACUGUUCUAUUGUCACAGUAAAACUUCCACAGUGUGAUGAGCAUAACAACAAAUGUUAUGCUUGGCUUUGCAGCAUUGAGUCAAACACGUGAAAGUGUGAAUGCAUUCAGUCGGCUUGCUGUGCACAUUUUAAGACUUCAAUAAGAUACAGUGACUGAUGGUUUUAUGCUAAAUGAGGAGGCUUAUGCUUUUUAAGCUUUUUUUGUGCUGCUGGUCUUUUCCGUUUGUCCAGAUACUUUGUCACAUUAGCAGAAGGGUUUGGGGGGGUGGCAGUGUUGGGUCAGUUAGACAACCGCAUUGGUCCAGAAUCUAAAAUGUCAAAUACAUUCUCUGUAACAUUCGUUAUCCGGGUGCCCCUCUGGAUGAACUUUAGUUACUGUGGGCAUCUUCUGACUUUCAUCUACCGCCAUCAUCAGGUCAAUAUUUUCAAAGUAAUUUGGUGAACAUGCUAAACAUGAUACCUGCUGCACACCUGUAACAUUGCCACUGUCAACAUAUUGGCAUGUUGUCAUUAGCCUCACUAACAUAGCUGCAGACACUUAGGGCCUGAGUUUGUUGUUUUUUUAUAUCUAUUUUUAUAUGUUGUUGAUUUACCUUAUAAACACACUUUUCGGAGUUGCCUUGACACUCACAUUCUCACUUUGCCUGCAUCUAGUCUAAGAGUUUGACAGAAGUACCAGCAGUACACCCACAGUAUGGGUUUUUUAAACCAUUUUUUAAAUGAGAAAAUGCACAAUUAUGUUCAGAUUAAGCUUCAGAUUUAGCUUAAACACUUCGGUCAUUUAUCAUUCUGUCUCAUGGUUUUCAUUACUCAUUGCUAAUUGGAAAUGUAGCUUUGAUUUCAUCAUUUUGGGUGUAACAUACAGGUUCUUACAUUUGACUGAUCAAUUUUACAUCAUUAAUUAAUUAAUGAUAGGGUGAAAAAGAGUGAGGACAUUUCAAGUACAUCUUUUUUUCUUUCUGCUCUUCAAAUGUGAUCCCCUCAUGUCAAAUGCUCCAUAUUUACUUUUCAGUUUCUGUUAAACGAUUCUGCAAAUAUCCCUUUAACUCCACUGACUUGAUCACAGUUGUUCUAUUUAGCCCUCUGCUUCACAUAUAUAAGAGUAAAUAAAUAUAUUUUUGCACAUUUUGUGAUAAACAAAACUAUAUUAUGGGAAAGAAAAUGUUUAUAUGAUGGUAAGUUCAGUGUUUGUGUGCGUCUUAUCCCAUAAUUUAAAGAGAAUGUAGGUCAGUACUUACAGAAAACAACAACACUUAAAACAAAAGGUUGGUGUCUUUUGUCUGCCAUUUAGAUAGGAGCUGUGGGUGGUACAUGUAUCUGUCGGCGUCAAACAUUUUUCUGCACUAAUACAUGGAAGACACUUCAUCACAGCUAAGUUCCAAAUAUAAUUGAGUUCCAAAUUAGACCUUAAGAGACGAUGCUGUGGAGGUUUUGAUUGGUUCAGUUUAAAAAAAAUACUUUGUAUCAGCAACUGAAAGUGGGUUCAAAAGAAGUUAAAUGGCUUUGUGAUCAUACGUAUCAGUAAUGAUGACCUCAUGUUUUAGGCUGUUAAAUGUAACCGUAUGAAUUAGUUGAAAAACAAUGGAUUAUUGAAUAAGGAUCCCAGUAAGUUAGUCGUGCAUUUACUUAAAGUUGGGAGACUUGUGAGAGACAGAUUUCAAAAAACAAUUGUCGUUAUCAUUAUAUAUAUAUAUAUAUUUUCAGAAAUUUUUUUCAAAAGCCUAAAAAGGUACAGAUACAGCCAUACAGAAAGUUUGGGCUAAACUUCAUUACAUGACCACAGAAUAAGUGAAGAAGAGAUUGGAUGUCUUGUUUGGGACAGACUCGCGCAGUGGACACAUUCCAGAUGAUUUCAGCAAACUGAGCUCCACCAGUAAACUUGCCUUAUGCUCUUCAAUGAUCCUUGUCACUCUGUUUUGUUCUGUUACAUCUUCUUAUCCAGUAUUUUCUUACAUUCCCUUAGAGGUCAUUACUGCAGCAAGUGCAGGUCAUGGUUAGUUUUUGCCUUGACAUUUAUUUAGUUUGAUGUUUUUUCUGUGAUAAACGUGCAUCCAGAGUGUUGAACCUCUCCAAUCUGUUCUUGUUCACUUGCACGACACUCGUUGGUCAUAUGUAUGGUAUGGUGUCAUCUUGACUUUGGUACUGUAUUAUUUAUUUUAAUCAUUACACUUAGAGUAUUUGUCACUGAGUGCUGUCUUCACGCAUAGGUAACACUGCACUGUGCUUAGUGAAACACAUGCAGCAGUCUGCCGUCGCAGAGGACCAGUGUUUUUUUUUUUUACAGUUUGUACGCCUUUCUAAGAGUGAUUGGAGUGACUGCUCUUCAAUGUUCCUGUGUUUCUCGGUAGGACUUCCUCACAGUAGGUCAAGCAAUAAAAAGAUCAGUGUUUUCA